Messenger RNA from Perkinsus marinus ATCC 50983, 1225 nucleotides. RefSeq lists its product as hypothetical. Bases 27 to 977 code for a protein of 316 amino acids. The transcript has 7 exons. Lineage: Eukaryota; Perkinsozoa; Perkinsida; Perkinsidae. The record is from RefSeq and is a predicted model, not a curated record.
CCAAGUUUACGUUACUUAACUUCGUUAUGCCUUGCGGAUCAUCUUCCUGCUGUUCCAAUUCUUGUAGUAAAAAGCAACAGUGCUGCAACAGUGAAGAUACCAAGACUCCCGAUGCGGUCUCCGUCGAGUCUAGUGAUGACGGCUGCGGAGAGAACUGUGCUUGCUGUGGAUUCGAUCGCCCUGAAAUGAACACUGAGACUGUGGUGGGAGCUAUGAAGAAAUUGGCCGGCCAGGCGUAUCUUAUUUACGGCGAGCACACAGCCUGGCCGAAGGAAGCCAACACUAUGGACGAUAAGCUCAAGGAAAUGGUGGAUACUUUGAGGAAGCAUCUACCGAAGAAUUUCCCCGUAGUGAUUGCUGAGGGCAUCCCUGGCGAGGAUAAGGAGGGCGAUGUGUUGUUCUUCCCUAGUGGUCUCCGCAUUCCUGCCGGUGCUGACUUCUCGAAGAUCGAGGUAGACAAGUCGCAGUCUCCAGCUCCCAUCGCCCAUCCUGACGCCGUGCCAGUGCCAGCCAACUCCAGGCACAUAUUCGUCUGCGCUCACAACAACCGUGAUAAGCGUUGUGGUCGUUGUGGACCCGAGCUGGCCUCCUACAUCGAAGCGUUGGAGGAUCCGAGAACUCAUGUGCGGAAAUGCAGUCACAUUGGUGGCCAUAAGUUUGCUGGCAACCUCAUCAUCUACGACAUGAAAGUGGCUGAUACUGGUGACUGGUAUGGUUACGUCACUCCGACCAACUUGAAGCAGAUUCUCGCUCAUAGCGAGAGGAGACACUUCACUUCUGGGGUCUACCAAUCCCACUGGCGCGGUCGCACUGGUAUGUCCAAGGCGGACUGCAUCGAAUAUGCUGCUACCAAGAAGCGUCAACAACGCAUGAAGAUCGUCAUUGGCGGUGCAGUGGUUGGCGCGGCUGUGGCGGCAGCAGUGAUGACGUUGAAGGGCAAGAAGCUGGAGAUUCCUGAGCUCGUGAAAGAAGACUGAGUGGAAGUGUAUAGACACCCUCCUAUGCCCGGCUGUUACGCCAUGCCCCUUUUAACUACUCUGUUGGUCUAUGCUGUGUCGCACGUUGUGCUGUACUACGGGUUAUUGUGCUCAUGCUAGCGGUAGCUAUGCUGAAGUACUCCCACCAACAUGUAUUCGACCAUCACCAGUGUAGGUUUGUUUCUCGGCAUCGCUCCUAGCUCCUUGUAUGCAUCUUUGUCGGUCCGGCAUUCUGUUUCCCAUAUAGU